UCAUUGUCCGUUUUAGCCGUCCACAACCCUCCAGUCAAGUCGGUCUACCCACCUCGACCACGGCGCGUCGACAACUACGACCACCACGACUCGACCACAGCAGGGCGCGCUACACCGAGCUCAUCUCCCUCGCGCGCCCUUUGUUUGAACCUCGGCCCCGGGACCCAGCUCUGCACAACGUCCGACAGGUGCUGACAGACUGGGCUCGCGGAAGCACACCCGCGGCAGCCAGGACGAUCCGCGUCUCCCAUCUCGGUUCGACCGACCGACCACCGUCCAACGAGCAAACUGCUUGCUGUAGCGGACCAUGGGUCGCUCAAAGCCACGCACCAACAAGCGACCGCCACCCAAGCCCAACCGCAGGGGCACGACAACACCGAGCCCGGUACCAGGUCACGCGGCCUCACCGUCGGCCGGCGGGGGCGGCGCCGCACCGCUAGCUUCGCCUCCGUACCUUGACCCUGCGACCACGCCGCUCUUUCCACCAGCGUCGGCCCUUGACCCGACAGACCCGUCGUUCUCGUCGGCGUUCCAGAGCUGGUCCACAUCGGCGCUGUCGCAGCUCGGGCAGCUCCCCCGGCUUACACCAUCGCAGCUAUCCGCAAUCGCGGGGGCGGCGGCUGGAGUGGGAGAUGCCGGCCUGUUUAGCGCCGCUGCGGCCGGCGGAGGUGUCGGCCUCGGUGGUGCUCCAGGCCAAGGACUCCCGAUUGAUCUCCCUGCGAGCUUGGCGGCGCUGUUCGAGGCCAAGCUCACGCUCGACCGGGAAAAGGCCAAGCUCAUGCGAAUGCAGAAGGAACUCAAGGGGUACCGAGAAGGCGUUGCGGCGGUCGGAGGCGCCGCAGCUGGUGUCGGAGCGACAGCAGCACCCGCCGUGGUUGCCAAGGGCAAGGAACGAGUAGAGCCUUUGCCCGUGGAAGACGAGCUGGGCGAGUGCACGUGCGGACGGAAUGGCCACUCGCAUGAGUACCCAGCGUCGACGCACAGCGAGUCGGAUGAGUACUAUUACUACGAUACCGAGGACGAGUGUUGCGACUGCUGCUCUCACGACCAUUCCUAUGUCGAGUGCGACCACGAACCCGGCACUUGCACUUGUGAUAUCGCCGAGAUCGACAAUGAUGAAGACAUAGACGACGACGAAGACGACGUACAUGGGCACCAACACCAUCAUCAUCAUCAUCACCACCAUCACCACCACGGCGAGGUUGACUCGGACGCCGACGAGUACGAGUACGACGACGGGCAUGGGCACAUGUGCGACCAUCAUCACCACCAUGAUCACGGCGGCGGACACCGGCAUGUGCCCAGCGCCGAGGCUGCGCUAGCUGCUGCUGCCGCCGACCUGUCGCUAUACCCUGCGAAUGGGAGCAGCUUGGCGCAGCUGGCGGCGAGAGCAACAGCGGUCCAGCAGCAGCAACAACAGCAUCAGCAGCAGCGUGCGCCGCAAAAUUCCUCGGCUCCCUCCGGAGGGCGGAAGCGGCUCGCAGAGGACCCCGAGCGCAUGGACGAGGCCGUGCGCGAGCUGUUCAACUGGAUCAAGGCGGUCGUAUGGACCAUUGAGCAGGCAGCGAUUGUUGCAGGCCGGCGCGGCUGGACCGCUGCCGAGGCACGAUAAGCGCAGCGCCGUGUGGCGAGGCGUGAGUUACCGUCGUAUGCGCGGCGGCAGCGCCGACGCCAGCAGUCCGAGCCGAGCCCCCGCCGCCGCGCUACACGCCGUGACCACGUCCACAUGCCGCAGGGGUGCCACUGCGCCACAUGCUUCUCGCCAAGACACGCAUCCGCCCGUGCGCGGCGCGGCACCUUGUCUCCAGCCUUUGCGGCACCCCUCAUUGAGCCUAUGCCCUGGGCUAGGCUUGUGCUUUGCUCUGUUUUCUUGCCUUGCCCUUGCCCUAUAAGCCAGUCUGUUCCAUCUGCUGCCCACCACCCCCCACGCACGCACUGUACCAACCAUACCACGUAUCAUCCGGCCGCGGCCGGCACAUGCUGCAGUAGAUUCACUGCGUUGAAUGCAUCAUCAUUGCACUG
This is a messenger RNA of Vanrija pseudolonga, 2022 nucleotides long. RefSeq lists its product as uncharacterized. The coding region runs from base 308 to 1612 and encodes 434 amino acids. NCBI's taxonomy places the organism in Eukaryota, Fungi, Basidiomycota, Tremellomycetes, Trichosporonales, Trichosporonaceae. The record is from RefSeq and is a predicted model, not a curated record. The transcript has 3 exons.